This is a messenger RNA of Cinara cedri, 5444 nucleotides long. The record is from the annotation of a GenBank genome assembly. NCBI's taxonomy places the organism in Eukaryota, Metazoa, Arthropoda, Insecta, Hemiptera, Aphididae.
AACCAUAAACAACAGAUAACAUCAUUUGGUUACCCAGAGUAUAACCUCAAACAUUUGUUAUGACUAAAAACGCCCUUUUUUUCUGUGUACUUGGCAUUUUUGAAAUUCUUAACUCAAACAAUAUAAAUACAAUGUAUAUUAUUUAUUGAUGUUUCCCUUAAGAUCGAUCAUUACGUUAUUCAUUAAAAUAUAUUGGUAUUAUUAUGAUAGAUACUAAUUGUUUUACAAUUCGUCGAUGAAUCGUAUAGUCAACUACUACUACUACUACUACGUAUUCUUGGUUUCGGCCUUGUAAUGGACUCAAUCUGAAAGUAAAUGUUAUUUGCUAACGUUCUCCGGUGUACGUUAUUUCCUUAACUACCUAUUGCUAAUUGUUAUUUUAUAAUUUUUAGAAUAAUCUCAAAUAAAUAUAGAUAAUUUAACGGAAUGUAUGAAAACGCAUCAACCAAAGUGGCCGUUACGACAUCUGUAACUCCCGUACAUGGUCGGCCGGAAUUUAGCAAACACAGAAAUAGCAAUCACCAAAGGAACCUUAGCCUUGACUUUCGGUAUGAUGUGACUUACUCGAUUUAUAAUAUUCUGAUUUUCCUUUAUGUUUUUUUUUCUUUUAAAUCUGUCCAAUAUGUACCAAUUAGAGAAUCUUGGUACUCGAACAUCAAUUUUGAUGUAAAUAAAAUAAAUACCUACCUAGGUAUUAAAUAUAAUUAAGUUUAAUGUAUUAUUCCAUUAACAAUUGUUUUUAUUUAUUUUGAUAUAAGUAGAUAGGUAUCUAUGUUUAUACUUAUUUUACAAUUUACUAUCAAAUGUAUUAAUUGGCUUACCAAACUUUAAAUUUUCAAUGACCAACACUAAAAUAAAUGGGAAUGAGUAAUACAAUUUGAAUUAUAAAAUUUAUUCACACAGCUAUAUAAAAUUUCACAAAACAAUUUGUUUCUAUUUUCUGUGUUGAAUGAAAAGGUCAAUGGGUAUUGUUUUACCACCCAUAAAUCAUCCGUCCCACCAUCGAAACCGUAGUUUGGAUUCUGUUCUUACUAAAAUACCAGAAGUGGACGUGACACCAAGCCCUGAAUGCCCCGAACCGAUAUGUGUACCAACGUCUGACUCACACAUCCAUUCAGAUGAUUCAGGCAUUGGAAGGUAAUUGCUGUUUACUUAUCGAAAUCACAACAAAUAAUAAUUGUCAUAUAGUUAUAAAUUAUUAUAGCUCUGAGAUAACGAGCAGCUGUAGUCGAGAGAGUCUCAGCUGCUCGGAACCCAGCCCUUCCAAACAAGGAGGCUGCAAUGGUCAGACAUUCGACAAAGUUUCAAAGAGUUUUCUGCUCAGACUUAUUGAAUCCAAACUUUUCGAUAUGCCAAUGGCCAUCAUGUAUCUUUUCAAUUCAAAAGAACCUGGUGUUCAACGUUAUAUAGGUAACGAUAUUCAAAUUAAAUUGAUUAUUCUAGUUGUUUAUAUAAAUUUCAUAUAAAUUUUCAGGUGAUAAAUUGUUUAGUUUUGAUGAUAAUUCUGUUGAUUUUUUCUUGCCACAAUUAAUUAGCAUGUAUAUACAAAUGGACGAUAUAGCAGAAGCUAUAGAUCCAUAUUUGGUACAUAGGUAUGUUAACAAUUUGUGUUGUCAUUACUUUUUGAUAAUUUUCAAUAUUAUUUCAGGUGUCGCAAAUCAUGUGAUUUUUCAAUUAAAUGUGCAUGGUUGUUGAAUGCCUUUCACGAUUUAAAUGUGGAAUCGAAAUCUCGAGGUGGGCAAUUGAUCAGUACAAUUCUCAAUGAACAUUACAAACAGGGACCAAAUGAAUCGACCCCUAUGGAUUCGUUCAACCUAUUAACUAAAAAGACUCAUUGUAGGUCUAGAUCAGAUAGUUCAAUGGUCAAUGUAAAUGGAGUUCAAAUUGGUAAUUUACAUAUUAUUAAAACUAAAACCAAUAAAUUAACUAGAAAACUAAUAUCUACAACUAUGAAUUAUAAGUAAAAAUUUGUUCUGUUCUAUUUUAGUUAAAGAAAGAAAUUUUUUAGGGGAUUUAAGUUCUGGUAUGGCAUUUGAUAAUAGAUGUACUUGCACUGAACAAAUAACUGAAUGUCGUUGUGGCGUAAGUCAAAUAUCUGAAACAAAUCAAAUAUUACUUAACCUAGGUAAUAUAUAAUUUAUAAAUUUUUGUGUAGGCUCCAAGAAUGUGCUCCGAAGUAGAAUUUAUCAAAUGCUUAACAACUCUCGGUCGUGAUUUGGCCAAACAACCUACUAGAGAAGCGAGAACUACAUAUCUUUAUAGUCAAUUGAGCUUGAUCAACAAGAAUUUGCCUGCCAAAGUCUGGAUACCAUUGUACAACUGUAAUCAUCAUGUUUUAUCGAUUCCUCCACGUGUUGCAGCUAUUUUGAAUUCUAAAGACAAAGUAAAUUGAUUUUUUUAAAUUGAGUAUAGCUACAGGAUCUGGAUGUAUAUGAUUAACAAUAUUCAAAGUAAAAUUUCUAUACAAAAUUAAUUUAUUAUUUUUAACUUUAAUUAUUUAGUAAUUAUAUUUACUAAAAGAUAUAAAACAAAAUAUUUGAAUUGUAUUAACAUGUUUACAGAAAUUAUUAUUAAUUUUUAAUGAUUCACAACAAUAAUUGUCUUUAAAAUUUUUUAUAAUAUUAUUAUUCUAGAAUACUAAAAAACUAUAUUAAUGAUUCAAUGUAGAAAGAAAACUUAUAUUUUUUAAAUACCAAUGUUCUAUAUAAAUAAAAAAUGUAGUUGCCUCAUCUACAAUAAAUGUUUAUUAUUUGUCACUGACAAAUCUAAAUUCUAGAAAUAGUAUACAAUAUGUAAUUUUUUUCACUUAUUUAAAUUGUUGUUAUCAUAUCAUUAUUAAAUAAUAGUGCUUUAAAUUCCCUGCAUAAAUAAUAUUUUUUGUAAAUAAUAAAACGCAAUUUUUUUUUUAAAAAAAUAGAAAGUAGAGGUCAUGUAUAAAUAAAAUUCACAAGGGUUCUCAUUUUGUAUGGUGAUACAUAAUGAUUGUAAACUUAUUGUACUUUAAAAUCUUAAAAAUGCAUUUUAAAGCCUUAAUAAUGUUAAUAUACUAAAUAUCUAAAUAACCUAAUCGUUUACAAAUAAAUAAAUACAUACACACAAACAUACAGCUUGUGUUAAGUAACUUAAAACAAUAUAAAAUAUAAGUAUGACAUAGCAGGGUAAUUUUUUUUUAUCGUUUUAACACAUUAUUUUGUAAAUUAAAAGUUAAUCAAGCCCCCAAAAACAAGGGCGAGACAAAAUGAUGGUAAUGUAAAAUUCUAGAUCAGCUCGUUUCUUAAAUUAUCAAAACAUUUUUUUUAAAUUUUACUUUGCAAAAUAAUGAGUGUUCAACGAUAAAAGAAUCCCCCUGUAUACAGCUCGUUUAAAUUAAAAAUAUGAAGUUAUCUUUAAAGACAAAAUAAGUUUUCUAAACUACUAAAAAAAAUUUGUUCUAUAUUUCACAGCCCUAGUUAUAAAUAUAGAGAAAUAUCUGAAUAAUGGACACCCUUGGUUGCUAAAUUUUUACCCAUUAUUCAGAGGGGUAAAUUUUUGAAAUUCAUAAAGGAUAAUGUGUAAAUGAAAACAUUUGCACUGUGUAAAUUAAAUUAUGUUGUUAUUAUCAUUAGUCAUCGUAAUCUUAUAUUGUUAGAUAACAAGUUUGUUGAGCGAUUUUAUUAUUGUUAAACCUAAUGCAGUCUUUAUUUUUAAUAAUAAUCCACUGUAAUAGAAAUUCGCUAUUUGUAAUUUUUUCGAGUUAAAUAUUAUUAUUACAUUAUUAGGAGAGUACAUACUAAUUUGAAUGCAUUAUAAUACUGUCAUUUUGUCACUUUUUUUAAAUAAAGACUAACAGUAUCUGCUAUUGGGAGGUGUCCAUUAAAAGAGGUGGUUUCUCUGCAAUGAUUUCUCAUCCCUUAUUUUUUUUUAAUAAUUAGUAAUGUUAGGUUCAAUUAUGUUUUAGGCACCAUUUAUUAUUUACGUGGAGGUAGCUGAAGUGGAAGAUGCUGAACGAUCUCCCUUGACUACUCGAGUAUCGAAUCUACGCCAGACUCGGAGCGAAGAAAAUCUUACUCGGUGUGAAUCUGAAGAUCCCAAGCCUGAAGUAAACAAUCAAAACAUGUUUAUUGUGGCCGGUGACAUUAGACGUCGUCUAACUGUUUCUACAGACAUUAAGAGCUCUUCGCCCACUGAUCCUGAAGAUCCAUCUGCAGCUGCGCUCAAAGAACUUUGGUCGGAAAAAGAAAAACGUGUCAGGGAAAAAUCACCAUAUGGUGGACUUGCUAACUGGAAGCUCUUGCCUGUGAUCGUAAAAACUGGUGAUGAUCUUAGACAAGAACUUCUCGCAUCACAACUUUUACUAACGUUACACAGUAUAUGGAUAACAGAACAAGUACCGUUAAAAGUGUUUCCGUACAAAAUUUUAUGUUUAUCAAAUGACGCUGGUCUAAUAGAACCGGUUUUGAAUACUAUCUCUCUACAUCAGAUCAAAAAACAAAAUAAAAAUUCUCUAUUGACAUACUUUGAAAAUGAAUUCAAAGGAAAUUCACUAAUGGAAGCGAGACAAAAUUUCAUUGAAAGUUGUGCUGCUUAUUCACUUGUUUGUUACUUAAUACAAGUAAAAGACAGGCAUAAUGGAAACAUUCUGAUAGAUAAUCAAGGUAAUCUUAUACACAUUGAUUUUGGAUUUAUAUUGUCGGCGUCACCAAAAAAUCUCGGAUUCGAAAGUUCGCCCUUCAAAUUAACAUCAGAAAUGGUCGAUGUAAUGGGUGGUCUUAAUUCAGAGGGUUUCAAUUACUUUAAACUGCUGAUACUUCGCGGCUUAAUUGCUUCACGUAAACACAUGGACAGAGUUUUGUCUGUUGUACAAAUUAUGCAAUCUGCUAGUAUGAAAAAUUUGAAAUCUUUUAAAAAAUUAAUAUAAAAUUCUAAUUACGUUAACUAUUUAUUUAUUUUUUUACAGACUCUCAAUUACCAUGUUUUAGAGCUGGAGCAACAGCAGUUGUUGGUUCUUUGAAAUGUCGUUUCCAUUUGAAUUUAACAGAGUCUCAACUUGUGGCUCUUGUUGACAACAUGGUCGGGUCAUCAUUGCAUUCUAUCACGACUAAACUGUACGACGGUUUCCAAUACUACACUAAUGGUAUUUUGUGAUUGUUGCUUAUAUCAAACAAUAUUAUAUCGAAAGUUUCCUGCGUUGUAAUUACAUCAUUGGCAAAUACUACUUCAGAGUAAAAUUUUUGUUUAAAAUGAAAAUGAUGAUUUGCUCACUAAAACUGGUCAGUGAAACUCUUAUUCUGUUAUCUAAUGUUAAAAUUAAACAAUCUCCUAAAUGUUUUUUAUACUAAACAAAUAUAUAUGUAUAUAUAUUAUAUUAUAUAUAUAUAUAUUUAUCAAAUAUAAAUUAUUGUAAGUAAACAAAUCCUUUUGUGUAUGUAAUUAUUAUUGUAUACAUAACAUUAUGUAUUGUCUGU